Musa acuminata AAA Group (dessert banana) is the source of this 1714-nucleotide messenger RNA. RefSeq names its product protein PSK SIMULATOR 1-like. The coding region runs from base 289 to 1710 and encodes 473 amino acids. The transcript has a single exon. Gene Ontology annotation, biological process: positive regulation of growth. The record is from RefSeq and is a predicted model, not a curated record. NCBI's taxonomy places the organism in Eukaryota, Viridiplantae, Streptophyta, Magnoliopsida, Zingiberales, Musaceae.
CGAAUGGAUAUCAUGUCGCGCAGAGACAACCAAGAACAACAGGACAAGGAAGCUACUACUACUGUGUCUCACCAAUGCGGUGGAUAAUGUAGCCGAUAUCAACAAGGCGAAACUGACCUGCGUACUUUGAUCCAACCCGCGAGGAUCCGUAGAAGGCUUUGCCUCGAGAGGCGAUGAUACUGAUGACCUCAGCCGGAAUAAUCCCGGUAUAAUCUCGUAAAGUGAAGGGAGGAUGACAAAUGACUAUUUGCCCAUUUGUCCUUUGGCUCAUUGAAGAGGCAGAGAAAGAUGAAGAUGGAGCUGGAUAAGAGCCAUCAUAUCACCGUGACCUUGUCCCAAGUAUAUGAAUCAGAGAUCUCUGCGGGUAAUUCCGGCCUGUCACACAAGCAACUUGCGCGCAUGAGGCAGGUGAAAUCGGAAACGUGGCUGGGUCGGGUGCGGCUCACCAGAGGGAGCAGACGGAGGAAGGACGGCGCAACCGGGACGACAAAGCCUGCCACCAUCGGGGUUCUGGCCUUCGAGGUGGGGCGGUACAUGUCCAAGGUCGCCCAGCUGUGGCACGCCCUCAGCGACGACCACGUCGGCCGGAUGCGCGAGGAGGUCCUCCGCCUUGAGGGCGUCCGGAAGCUCGUUUCCGACGACGAAGGGUUCCUCCUCGCGCUCGCCCUCGCCGAGAUGACCGACGUCCUCGGGUCCCUCGCCCGCUCGGUGGCCUGCCUCGCGUGGAGGUGCUCCGACCCUGUGCUGCUGCGGUUCGACGCCGAGUUCGUGAACCUGGUACAGAACGGCGAUGACCCCUUCGGCUUUGAGUACGCCGGGCGGAAGAUGGAGCGCAAAGUGAAGAAGAUGGAGAAGUUCGUCGCGACGGGCACGAACCUAUACCAGGAGCUCGAGUUGCAGGCGGAGCUUCAGCAGGGGCUGCGGCGGAUGCUGGCCAACCCCGAUGCCUGCCGCCCUCAGGACAGCGUCACCUGUUUCCGGAAUAAGGUGGUGAGGCACCGGCAACAGCUGAAGCACCUGCGCGAGACUUCCCUGUGGGUUCGGACCUACGAUUACGUUGUCCGGCUGCUGGCCCGGUCCCUCUUCUCGAUCAUCGGAAGGAUGCGACUAGUGUUCGGAUUCCGGAAGUUCAAUAUGACGCCAUUGCUUCUCAACAGAGCUGCUGAAGCAAGCCCAGAGGCUAACCCACAAGGCAGCAAUAGCACGGUGAACAUGAAUCUUUCAUCGUCUAUGAUCGAUCCCAGGUCUCAGCCACAAAAUGCUCCGGCCUCCACCCUCGGCGCUGCAGCGCUAGCGCUGCACUACGCAAAUGUGAUCGUCCUGAUCGAGAAGCUUGCGACGUCUGCCCAUUUGAUGGACGCAGAUGCGAGGGAUGAUCUCUACAGCAUGUUAACCACAAGCAUAAAAGCAGCGCUCAGAGACAGGCUGGAACCCUACGGGAAGAACUUGGCACCACCAGCUCGCAAUCCCGCCCUCGCGGCCGAGUGGACUGCGACGGUGACAGGGAUGUUGGAACGGCUGGCGCCGCUCGCUCACAACAUGAUCCGGUGGCAGUCUGACCGGAGCUUCGAGCAGCAGAGUUCGGUUCCAAGCUCCGGCAUUCUUCUGCUACAGACACUUUACUUUGCAGACCAGAAGAAGGCAGAGGAUGCCAUUACUGAACUGCUUGUUGGUUUGACCUAUUUAUGGAGAUACCGGCUUAUUUAUUAGAACA